Molecule: messenger RNA, 1403 nt
Organism: Beta vulgaris subsp. vulgaris (sugar beet)
Lineage: Eukaryota; Viridiplantae; Streptophyta; Magnoliopsida; Caryophyllales; Amaranthaceae
Product: zingipain-2
Exons: 2
Coding region: 78-1124 (348 amino acids)
Cellular component (GO): lysosome
Molecular function (GO): cysteine-type endopeptidase activity
Source: RefSeq, a predicted model, not a curated record
CACUUUCAUAACAUUCUACUCAUCAAACUUGAAGCUUAAGAGUUAAGAGCAUAAAAUUAACUCUUACGCUUGUUAAAAUGGCUGCUUUCACAAACCAAAACUUCCAACUCUUAUGCUUUGCCUUAGUCCUCCUCUUGGGUCUUUGGGCCACCCAGUCCUUGGCUCGUACUCUCGACGAUCACAAGUCCUUGUCGAUUCGCGAAAGGCACGAGCUCUGGAUGGCUCGACAUGGCCGUGUAUACAGAGAUCAGAUAGAGAAGGAGAAGCGUCUCAACAUUUUUACUAAAAAUGUUGAGCGUAUAGAGAAUUUUAAUAGUAAUGCAUCAUCAGAUAAAUUGUUCACAUUAGGUGCUAAUGCAUUCAGUGAUCUAACCAUUGAGGAGUUUGUAGCCACUCAUACUGGCUAUAAGAGACAAUUUCAUUCCGAAUCCAUGUCUGGUUCCUCCAUAACUAAAGGGUUAAGGUUUGAUCAAAAUCUCACUGACAUGCCACCCUCAUUGGAUUGGAGAGAAAAGGGUGCAGUCACUCCCAUAAAGGACCAAGGACAAUGUGGGUGUUGCUGGGCAUUCUCAACGGUGGCAGCAGUAGAAGGACUAAAUCAAAUCAAUACAGGACAAUUAAUCUCACUUUCAGAGCAGGAACUCGUCGAUUGCGUACAAAAUAGCAAUGGUUGUAAUGGAGGCGCGAUGACAAAUGCUUUCGAGUUCAUCAAACAAAACCAAGGCAUAUUGAGGGAAGACGAGUACCAAUACCAAGCUAUGCAGGGUCAGUGCCGCGCAACAUAUACUAGCGGCAACGCAGUGACAAUUGAAGGGUACCAAAGGAUUCCUCCAAACGACGAGGCAACUCUAAUGCAAGCGGUUUCGAAGCAGCCUAUCUCCAUUGGCAUAGACGCUAGUGGUUUCGAGUUCAAGAACUACAAUGGAGGGCUGUUCAAUGGAGAGUGUGGCCAAGACUUGAGUCAUGCUGUUACAAUUGUUGGGUAUGGCACAGAUACUGAUGGAUAUAAUUAUUGGUUGUUGAAGAAUUCAUGGGGAGAAACUUGGGGAGAAAAUGGAUAUAUGAAGAUUAUCAGAGAUCAGAAUCAAUGUGGCAUCACCUUGGAUGCUUCUUAUCCUAUAUGAUUUUACAUACAUGGAAUGAUGGAAGAAGCCACUAAAUUAUGUAUAGCCAAAAGCCACAUGCAUCAUGCAUGCUGCUUGGGCUAAUUUUGGAGUAUGUUUUGUGUUGGCUUGAGGCUUAAGCAUAUCGUUUAGUAUAAGUUGUACUUAUUAGGUAAUUUCUUUAGCAUCACAAGUAUGCUAUAUAUAGGGCAAUACUCUUUUCUAAGACCACUACAUUAAGCAUUAAUUAUUUAUGAAAUGUUAUAGUUAUACUUUAUAAUUGAUCUUAUUAUUAUUGAA